Symbiodinium sp. CCMP2456 is the source of this 453-nucleotide messenger RNA. Lineage: Eukaryota; Dinophyceae; Suessiales; Symbiodiniaceae. The record is from the annotation of a GenBank genome assembly.
AUGCCACACAUAGUCGCGUGCAUGAUUGUGCUUGCAACGAUGGUGCGCAAGCCUUUCAGAGUCUGUGUCCUGGUUGUGCCUGUGCUAGUGUUUCUGUCCCUGUGCGCCUUUGCUGUCCUCGAAUCUCGAUGGGAUGCAGAGGCUGAAGGGUACGAUCUCAGCCAGCCCUCCUUGCGGGAAGCACUGGAGGAUUACAUCUCCACAGGGAAAGGAGACCUGCAUGAAAUCUUGGAAGGCAAGAAGUACCCACCAGUCUUCGGUAAGACGGAGCUCCAGCGGUACCUCCGCACCUGGUUGGGCAAAAGCGUUUUCCAUGAUACCGACCAGGACGCUGACUACCUCCCGGAGGCCUACAACAAGGGCGACGACUGGUUCGAGGCGACCCUUGCAGGACCCAUGGUCUACACCGGGGCGAUCUACGCAGGUGCGAGGGUUUGGGUUUAUAGGGUUUAG